UCCGAAAACCCCUAAUCAAACGUCUACUGUCUGCUCGCCGGACCAGAGAUGGGAAAGAAGCGUAAGGCGGCCGACGGCGCUGACGCCAGCGGAGCCAAGCGGCCCCAACACUGCCCUGCCACCGUCCUUGUCACCAACUUGCCGUACUCUUUCACCAAUCCUCAGCUAGAAGAUACCUUCAGCGAUGUUGGACCGAUACGGCGAUGCUUCCUGGUUGCAAAGAAAGGCUCAAAUGAACACCGCGGUUUCGGCUUCGUACAGUUUGCUGUUGCAGAAGAUGCCUUCCGUGCUAUUGAGCUUAAAAAUGGUUCAUCUGUUGGAGGUCGUAAAAUUGGAGCUAAGCAUGCUAUGCACCGUGCUCCUCUUGAGCAACGUCGAUCCAAAGUGAAUGUGGAAAACCAAGGUGAUGCCAUGGAGGAAAAGAAAACCAAGCACUCGUCAACAGAAACCACCAUCAGGCCUGUGCUGGAGCCACAAGAAAUAGAAAAACCCACGGAGCCCAAAAAAGAUGUUUCCCAUAAUUUAGUUGACAGUGAGAGUUGCUCUGAAAAGCAAAGGGUUGCAAGGACGGUUAUACUUGGUGGACUUAGUGCUAAUAUGGCAGAUGAUGUUCACCGUUUGGCUAAGGAGAUUGGCACUGUAUGUUCAGUAACUUAUCCACUAGCAAGGGAAGACCUUGAACAGCACGCUCUUGGCCAAGAUGGAUGUAAAAUGUAUGCUUCAGCUGUUCUUUAUACAAGUGUUAAAUCUGCACGUAAAGCAGUAGAAUCGCUGCACCAAAAAGAGAUAAAAGGGGGAAUUGUAUGGGCACGGCAGUUGGGUGGCGAGGGAGCCAAGACUCAGAAAUGGAAGCUUAUUAUUAGAAAUCUUCCAUUCAAGGCUAAAGUGGAGGAUAUAAAAGAAAUGUUCUCAGCAGCAGGGUUUGUCUGGGAUGUCUUUAUUCCUCAGAAUUCCGAGACAGGGUUAGCCAAGGGUUUUGCCUUUGUCAAAUUCACCUGCAAACAAGAUGCAGAAAAUGCUAUUAAAAAAUUUAACGGGCAAAUGUUUGGUAAGAGACCCAUAGCUGUUGAUUGGGCUGUCCCAAAGAAACUUUAUCACGGUGGAAGUGCAAAUAUUACCACUGAUGGACAAGAGAGUGGAAGAGAGGAGGAAGUUGACAGCGGCAGCGAGGAUUCGAAGGAUCACAUUGAAGAUCUUGAUAAGCAAACUGCAGUCUUGGAUGGGGAAGAUGGAACCCAGGAUGAUUUUGCCUCUGAGCUCAAUUUUGAAGAAGAAGCUGAUGUUGCCAGAAAAGUUCUUAGCAACUUGCUCUCAUUAUCUGCUAAAGGAACUCUUCCUCCCAGUAACGAUGAUUCUGAACAACCAGAAACAGAGAAGAAUCUGAGCUCCAUUGAGAUGCAUGAUAUGCCUGUAAAGCCAUCACAGGACACUAAACAAGAUUCAGUUGCUCUUUCAGUUGAACCUACGGAAAUCAAAGUGAAGGAAUCUAAAGAAAUUGAUGGUGAGGAUGAUUUGCAGCGGACAGUUUUCAUAAGCAACCUUUCCUUUGAUACUGAUACUGAAGAAGUGAAGCAACGAUUUUCUGCAUUUGGAGAAGUGCAAUCAUUUGUCCCAGUCCUUCAUAAAGUCACAAAGCGACCAAGAGGGACUGGUUUUCUCAAGUUUAAGACAGCAGAUGCAGCUGAAGCUGCUGUAUCAGCAGCUCAUGUGGAGUCUGCUGGUUUGGGCAUAUUUUUAAGGGGGAGGCAGCUGACAGUCUUGAAGGCUUUGGAUAAGACAUCGGCCCAUAAGAAGGAAAUGGAUAAGGCAAAAGCUGAUAGUUUUGACCCGCGUAAUCUUUAUUUGGCAAAGGAAGGACUUAUCGUUGAGGGAACUCCAGCAGCAGAAGGUGUUUCCGAGAGCGAUAUGGCCAAACGACAAGUGUUGGAGAGGGAAAUGACAACUAAACUUCAGUCCCCGAACUUCCAUGUCUCGCGGACCAGACUCAUUUUACACAAUUUACCCAAGUCAAUGACCGAAAAGCAACUUAAGAAGCUAUGUAUUGAUGCAGUUACAUCGCGAGCGACCAAGCAAAAGCCUGUUAUUAAACAGAUAAAAUUGAUUCAGAAUGUUAAGAAAGGCAAAGUAGUUUCCAAGGAUCACUCUCGUGGUGUUGCGUUUGUUGAGUUCACAGAGCAUCAGCAUGCACUUGUGGCACUUAGAGUCUUAAAUAAUAAUCCAGACACUUUUGGUCUGCAGCGUCGUCCUGUUGUGGCGUUUGCCCUCAACAACGUUAAGAAACUGCAGAAGCGGCAGGCUCAGCUAGUUCAGCAACAAGAUGCCCCUGAAGACUCGGGCAAUUUAGGCCGACAUAAUGAGCAUGGUGAACAAAUGAACAAGAGGAAGCGCCCCUUCAAAGAAGGGAAUAAUACAGCAAGUGAAGUUCAAAGAGAUGCUGAAGUGAAGAGUUCGCCUGUUGAGGUUCCCGCUAAAAGACAGGGGGCUGCUAAGAAGCGGCAGGUGAGUCGUGAAAAUAAGAGGGAGGGAGAGUUGCCAUUAGAGAGAAACCAGGAAAGCUCGAAGCAGAAGGUGAAAGGAUCCAAAAGGAAACUAAAGAAUUCCCCAGGUGGGACGGUGCAAGGUAAUGGGGGAGUUGUUGAAAGCAAUGAUGGAGGGAAUGGUGGUCACAAGGCAAAAUCAUCUCAACCUCAAUUGAAAAAGAGGAAGCUGGAACAACGAACAGAACAGAUCGAGAAUGUUGGUCCGCAGAAAAAUAAGAGGGCAAAGAAGGUCAAACAGCCUCCGGGGCGAGAGGCGGUGGAUAAACUCGACAGGCUGAUCGAACAGUACAGGUCAAAGUUCUCGCAGCAAAGUUCGGAUAAAACUGACGGGGAGAGACAGGCUUCAAAGCAGCUGAGGAGAUGGUUCGAAUCUUAAUUCUUGCGGGCGACUUAAAAGGGAAUCUUAGUCGAAGGUGAAUUGUCUUUCUUAAAAAAUUUGGAUUAAGCUGUAGAAUUCCGCGACAUGUAAAAGCUGAUAUAGAGGACAUCGAGUAGGAAAUAUGUUGAGUCUCUUAUAGGAGGAAUGUGGGCGGAUCUCCAUAGCCCCUCAUGCAGAAGACACAUUGCUGCAGAAGUUUUGUUAACGAAACAGAUUAAACAUCAAAUUAUAUGCAGUGGAGGCGAUUCACGGGGUUCAGCCAAAUAUUACACGGUCCGGUGGAUCGUAAAGCAAAAGUUUGGGAUAUCAAACUGCACUAUCUUGAACGAACCGGCUUGUACCCUUUUGAUAAGUUGGACGGUGCCUAAAAUUGGAACGUAUGGAAAACGUUUCCUUGCCAAUGGGUUUUGGUUGCAUAUGCA
Molecule: messenger RNA, 3341 nt
Organism: Punica granatum (pomegranate)
Lineage: Eukaryota; Viridiplantae; Streptophyta; Magnoliopsida; Myrtales; Lythraceae
Source: RefSeq, a predicted model, not a curated record